UGCCUUUAACUGCCCAAAAGAUUCUCCAGCUAGCUUUGUCAAAAUCAUUUUCUUUCUUCAUCUCCUUCUUGUGUUUAUCUCUCUCUCUCUCUCUAAAUCAUCUCAUCUAUUUUUCUUGAUCUCUUGUUCUUGAAUCUUUAAACUAAAAAAGAGUGACAAAUACACAUAUAUAUUGUUACACUGUUAUAUAGUUAUGGCGGUUGUGGUAGAAUCAGGCGUGGUGUUGAAUCAUGGAGGUGAUGAGCUUGUGGAUUUACCACCUGGAUUCAGGUUUCAUCCAACAGAUGAAGAGAUCAUAUCAUCCUACCUCAAAGAGAAGGUUUUAGACAGCCGAUUCACGGCUGUGGCCAUGGGAGAAGCCGAUCUUAACAAGUGUGAGCCCUGGGAUUUGCCAAAGAGGGCAAAGAUGGGGGAGAAAGAGUUUUACUUCUUCUGUCAAAGGGACAGGAAGUACCCGACCGGGAUGAGGACGAACCGUGCAACCGAAUCCGGUUAUUGGAAAGCGACCGGGAAGGACAAGGAGAUCUUCAAAGGCAAAGGUUGUCUCGUUGGGAUGAAGAAAACACUUGUGUUUUAUAGAGGACGAGCUCCACGAGGUGAAAAGACUAAUUGGGUCAUGCAUGAGUAUCGUCUUGAAGGCAUAUAUUCUUACCACAAUCUCCCCAAAACCGCAAGGGACGACUGGGUCGUGUGUAGGGUUUUUCACAAGAACAAUCCUUCCACUACAACUCAACAAAUGACGAGAAUACCCAUGGAAGAUCUCGCAAGAACGGAUUCUCUAGAAAACAUUGAUCAUUUCCUAGACUUCUCAUCUCUUCCUCCUCUCAUAGAUCCGAGUUUCACGGGUCAACUCAACUUCAAACCCAUCAACCCUCCAACAUACGACAUCUCAUCACCCAUCCAACCACACCACUUCAACUCUAGUUACCAACCAAUCUUUAACCACCAGGGCUUUGGUUCUGCUUCUGGUUCCGGCUCUACGUACAACAACAAUAACAACAACAAGGAGAUGGUCAAGAUGGAGCAGUCUCUUGUUAGUGUAUCUCAAGAGACAUGCCUAAGCUCAGAUGUCAAUGCGACCACGACCGCAGAGGUGUCUUCGGGUCCGGUAAUGAAGCAAGAGAUGAGUAUGAUGGGAAUGGUGAAUGGUAGCAAGUCUUACGAAGAUCUAUGUGACUUGAGGGGGAUCUUAUGGGACUACUGAAUAAUUUUACUUAGUUUGGGAGAAUUAUAGUUAUUUUAUUAUUUAAUUGUGGUGAAAGAGUAUAUUUGUUAGUAGUUAAUACAUAUACAUGUAGGAUUUACUAGGGGAUUUAUCCUUAUGUUCGCUUCUUUAUUCAGUUGAUUGGUUAAUUAGGGGUUGUGAUUGAU
Brassica oleracea var. oleracea is the source of this 1371-nucleotide messenger RNA. Its product is annotated as NAC domain-containing protein 92-like. The record is from RefSeq and is a predicted model, not a curated record. Bases 194 to 1204 code for a protein of 336 amino acids. The transcript is spliced from 3 exons. Gene Ontology annotation, biological process: regulation of DNA-templated transcription. Gene Ontology annotation, molecular function: DNA binding. Lineage: Eukaryota; Viridiplantae; Streptophyta; Magnoliopsida; Brassicales; Brassicaceae.